GCUCUGUUUGCACACACUGAUAAAUGUAGAGAACUUCUUCCAGGAGGUCAGAGCCAGCGUUUGUCUGAACUAUUUUGCCGGCUGAAUUGAAGGCUUCAUUCACUACAGCUUUUGGAUAUUUUAGGCUGCGCACCAUCAGCCUGAUCUUUAUUAUCUACCGCAACAGAACUACCAAAGACCUUCCCUUGAGGCAUCCGAAACUCCUGGAAAACAGACUCCACUCCACUGUUGGCACACUGGCGGAUUUUCUUCAUGACCGUUGCUUCGCGUUGAGGAAGGAUUCACGUUAGAUGAUCUUGCAAAUAGAGGUUUGGUGAGACAGUAUUUCUUAUCAGUCCAGCGUCAAGGCAGCAAUGUCUGAAACCAAUGUUCAGGAAAAGUUCAAGGAAAAGAUCACUGCUGUUCGAACUGUGGUUCCAAACAGAAGUAAUAAUGAAAUUGUCCUGGUGCUUCAACAUUUUGACAAUAAUGUAGAUAAGGCAGUGCAGGCCUUUGUGGAUGGCAGUGCAGUGGAGGUUUUGAAAGAAUGGAACGUGCCAGGUAAAAAGAAGCACAAUAAGAAAAGAAAAAGGAAACUGAGACAGGCAAAUGGCCAAGUAAAAGAUGAAAAGACCCAAGGACUGGGAGAGAAUGCAGAUCUCCCCCUACCAAAAGGUGGACUGAAUGAGUACCAUGCCAACAGCUCAGCAAAUGAUGAUUCCUCGGCGGACUCUCUCAGUGAGAAGACGGAAAUUCUUUCCAACGACGAGAAAGCAGCAACCAGCCCAGUGUUACAUCAGUUAAUGGCCCCAGAGAAAACAGUUGGUCUCACUCAGGAAAAUGAGACCAUGCCAUUGGAGCUACUACCUCAGCCAGUUCAGGAUGCUCAAAAAUAUCAGACCAACAGAACAAUGAACAAGACGAAACCAAAAGCCUUGCCCAGUUCCCAUCCAACUGCUCCUGUGUCUUCAUCAGUGCCAGGUGACCUGACCUCAAGCAAGAAAAGAGCAGGUACAAGCAUUGAAAAAUCAGUGAAGGACUUGCAGCGAUGCACAGUCUCGUUGGCCAGAUACCAGCUCCUGAUCAAAGAGGAAAUGGAUGCUUCUGUGAAGAAGAUUAAAACCACCUUUGCCGAGUUGCAGGCCUGCAUCAUGGAUCGGGAGGUCGCACUGAUGACAGAAAUGGAUAAAGUCAAAAAGGAAGCCAUGGAGAUUCUAGAAGGAAGACAGAGGAGGGCUGAGGAACUAAAGAGGUUGACCGAUAUGGCCAUCCAGAUGUCAGAAUCCCAGCUUGCUGAACUCAGAGCUGAGAUUAAGCAAUUUGUAAGUGAACGUAAGUAUGAUGAGGAUCUGGGCAAGUCAGCACGAUUCACUGGUAAUGUCAGUAGCCUGCAGACCCAAAUCCAGCUGUUUGGAGAAGUUUCACAUCCAAAGAAUAACUACUCCACAAGAUCACAGUGCAGCUCCUUCUUGGUUCCACGACAUCAAAGUCCUCGAGGUGAUUCCAGUAACGCUCCUUCACCAUCAAGCUCACUGAGUGCAAUAGCAUCCACUGGUCAUAAAGUAAUGAAUUCCAAGGACAGUUCAAAUGUACAGAAGGUGCCUACAGACAGACAGAACAAUCAGCGUAAUGGCCCAUCGAAUCAAAGACGAGGCUUCUACCCUCGAGCACAUGGUCAAAGGCUGAGUGGAAGCAGUUUCCAAGGAAAAGCUGAAGAUGGUAGGGAUCGGAGCAGGAAAGGGCCUCCUCAGGAAGGUUAUAAAAGUCAGCAUCAGAACAGCAAGUCUGGGCAUCAGGGACAAACUCACGAUGCUGGCAAGCUGCUAAUAACAAAUUCAAAUGGUCCUGUUCCACCAACUAAAAUCAAUUCGCAAUCAAGACCCCCUGAACUAAAUACUCCUGUGUCUGCAGUUCUCAGCAAAAAGGUUUCUCAGUAUAGAUCAUGCCCUAUAAAACAAGAGAUAUCUGUUGAUGCCAAAGUAUUGUCCAUAUCUAAUAGAAUGACUGUAGUAGCCUAAUUUAAUUGAAUUCCAUUCUUUCUAGGAUUAAGUUCUUUUGUGAUUUACCUUCAUACAAUUCUGGUAAAUUUAAAUUGAAAAAAAAAUUAUUAUUUUUAAUUUUAUAUUUUCUUGUCUCAGAUAAAGGACCUUGUGAAAAUGAGCACAUUUUGCUGAAAUUGGCUAUAUAUUGCAUUUGUAAAGGAAACUGUUUUUAAAGUUGCUGGAAAUGACAAUGUUAGAGCAUGAAGGUAAACUGUAAUCAUUUUGCUGAGAAAAGAAAUGAUCACAUACGUGGCGUUUAUUUUGGCUGAGUCAUGGCAGGGUUUUGUGGGGUUGGGCAGUAGGGUAAGAUGUGUUGUUGUGUGGUAGAGCCAAAAGGCUGUAUAUUAAUAAAUAAACUCAUAAAUGGAGAGUCUUAUGCUCAACCUGUUCUUAAAGGAUAUCUGUGCAAUGUUAUCUUUUUGAAAAUUAUGCCAUUUGUGAAAUGACUAAUAAAGUUUUUAAGCAUCUCCUUUUGCUGAAAGUGCCCCUUUAACAAAAUAAUCAUUCACCAGAUUUAUUAUUAAUAAUACUUAAAUAC
This is a messenger RNA of Mobula hypostoma (lesser devil ray), 2559 nucleotides long. Its product is annotated as SPATS2-like protein. The record is from RefSeq and is a predicted model, not a curated record. NCBI's taxonomy places the organism in Eukaryota, Metazoa, Chordata, Chondrichthyes, Myliobatiformes, Myliobatidae. Gene Ontology annotation, cellular component: cytoplasm. Gene Ontology annotation, molecular function: protein binding. The transcript is spliced from 13 exons. The coding region runs from base 354 to 1997 and encodes 547 amino acids.